Quercus robur (English oak) is the source of this 1302-nucleotide messenger RNA. RefSeq names its product zinc finger protein CONSTANS-LIKE 2. Bases 234 to 887 code for a protein of 217 amino acids. NCBI's taxonomy places the organism in Eukaryota, Viridiplantae, Streptophyta, Magnoliopsida, Fagales, Fagaceae. Gene Ontology annotation, molecular function: zinc ion binding. The record is from RefSeq and is a predicted model, not a curated record. The transcript is spliced from 2 exons.
ACUACUUGGAGGGGGGGAACUGGUACAGAUAUUUAGUUGCUCGCUACAAUAGUGAAAUGACUAAAGUACCCCUCGAUCUUAACCCAAUUUAGUGGAGAAUAUCUCGUAAUUAAUCCCUAGAAACAAGGGCAGUUUCCAUAAAUCUCUACAACUUGCACUUUCCCUUCUUUCUUUUUCUAUUAUUUCUUGCUCUUCUACGAGAGACAGAGAGAGAGAGAGAGAGAGAGAAAAAAAUGGCGAAGGGUUGCGAGCUGUGCGGGAAAGCGGCGAGGAUGUACUGUGAGUCAGACGAGGCGAGCUUAUGCUGGGACUGCGAUGAGAAAGUUCACGGUGCCAACUUUCUUGUGGCGAGGCACGAGAGGACCUUGCUUUGCCAAGUCUGUCGGUCUUUGACUCCAUGGAAAUCCUCUGGCCCUAAGCUCUGUCCUACAGUUUCUGUGUGUGAAGCCUGCGUUAACAACAACAACAACGAAUGCCAGCGUGGCCAGGUCGCUGAGAGUCAAGAAAGUAUCAACGAUCAUGAUGAGGAUGAUGAUGAUGAUGAUGAUUCUGAAUCUGAUGAUGAGGAUGGAGAUUAUAGUUCUGAUGAGGAUGAGGAACAUGAGGUGGAGGAGGAGGGAGAGAAUCAGGUGGUUCCGUGGUCCUGUGCUUUAUCGCCGCCACAGCCACCGCCGCCGCCGAGUUCCACGAGUAGCGACGAGGAGGAGAAAGAGGAGUUGUCGAGUACGGCUUUUUCGACAUUGAAGCGAGCGCGUGUGAAUGCAGAUCUCGAUUCUGAUAAUUUCUCGGCAACCAAACAGAUAUUUGUUAGGUUUUACUUGGGAGUCCAAAAAUUCAAGGCUGUGAUUGGUUUGUACAGGAUUAUAUCGGGUGCUCUACAUCUCUAAGGGCCACUGGAGCUUUAGCCAAUGAGGAAGCGAGCUCUUUGGGCUCAUUGAGGGCACGGAAGCAGCGAAAAAUAACCACCGAAGCGAACCAAUCAAAAAAAGGUCAAGAAGAGCCAAGAUCGACGACGGCGAUCAUAAACUCGCUCAAGAGACUCCAAAACGACAUUGCCAUUGACGGUCAAGAUGCCGCCGCUACUGUCCUCAAGCUGAGCAGAGAUCAGAGCCGUUAAUUUUGGAAUUUUAUUUUAUUUUUGUUUACUAACUCUUUUUUUCAUUUUUUUUUUUUUUUACCACAAGUUUUAAGGGUUUUUUUUUUUUUUUUUUAUUAAUCUAUAUUAUAUGGUAUGAAUUAAUUUUUCUGCGACUCCAAAUUUGUACUGGCUUGUAUAUAAAUUAGUGCGGAUUUUUCACCUAA